UGACAGAGAAGAUCCGUUAAGAAAGACUGAAAACAAGAGACGAAAGAGUGAGUGAUGAUAAGAACCAGACAACCUUGUUCCUUAGGGUUUAUAGCGCGGUCUUACUUCACUGAAGCAGCGUGCAUUGUGUUCGAUAUCAAACCAAUUGAUGAGGGUAAGAGGCUGGGAAGUAUUCGGAGCUAUGCAAAGCAUCUUCGCAUAGAUGGGGUGAAGAACACUAUAGCCGUUGCCUCUGGCAAAGGUGGUGUGGGCAAGUCCACCACUGCUGUUAAUUUGGCUGUUGCACUUGCAAGAAAGUGUCAGCUCAAGGUUGGUUUGCUUGAUGCCGAUGUGUAUGGUCCCAGCAUUCCCACAAUGAUGAACAUCAAUACAAAGCCUGAAGUCACUCAUGAUAAGAAAAUGAUUCCUGUUGAAAAUUAUGGGAUCAAAUGUAUGUCAAUAGGGUUCCUUGUGGAGAAGGAUGCCCCAAUUGUCUGGAGAGGUCCCAUGGUAUCAAAUGCUCUUGAGAAAAUGACAAGGGGAGUUGACUGGGGUAACCUGGACAUUCUAGUGAUGGAUAUGCCUCCUGGCACUGGUGAUGUCCAGAUAGCUAUGUCUCAAAAUCUGCAAUUAUCGGGUGCACUGAUUGUUUCAACUCCUCAAGAUGUUGCAUUAAUGGAUGCCAGGAGGGGAGUAAAAAUGUUCAAUAAAGUUGAUGUUCCGAUUUUGGGAAUUGUGGAGAACAUGAGCUGCUUCAAGUGUCCGCAUUGUGGUGAACCUUCUUACAUAUUUGGUAAAGGAGGGACUCAAGGGACAGCCUCUGAAAUGGGAUUAGAAUUUUUAGGCGAGAUACCACUGGAAGUGGAGAUCAGAGAAGCUUGUGAUCAGGGACGCCCCAUAGUGUUGGCUGCACCUGAUUCAGUUGUUUCCAGAGCGUAUGGCGAGGUAGCUGAAAAACUUGCUCAGAAACUCAAGGAACAGAAGUUCCAACCAGAGAUAAUACUAUGAAAUGCUGCCUUCUACCGUGCUACUCCGCAGCCAAGUUACCAGUACAUUAUGCAUUUAUUUAUUUAAUUAAGAAGAUCGACCUAAUUGCCCGGAUGCUCUGUAUACUGGAUUUGAUUUCUUUUAAAUUUUGUCCAAAUUGUGGUAUAAGAUAUAGGCCCGGCACAAGAUUGCUAGAUAUAGAACUGUUGGAUUGGAUAGUUAUAGCAUAGCUAGAGCAACAUCUUGUGAAAGAGAAUGCACUGAGAAGAGAAUCUGCGAUUCUUGACCAAGUAGAUGUGGUAUGUUUUACGCAAGGUAUACUGGAUGCUUCCGAGCAUCUGAUUGGGUGUGUGGCUAUGGGGAAUUAUUCUUAAAUGUUGAAAAGAGCAUUGAGUUUAUUUUUUUGGUUUUUUGGGGAACAAAUUUGAGGUGAAUUCGACAUGCAUCUUAUAUAACGACCUUUCAUAGUGACUGCCUAUAUGUUUAUAAUAAGCUUAAAGCUUAAAUGGUGAUGCCUAGCUAUUUGACUAGGAUUCGUUUGGCUUGUCUA
This is a messenger RNA of Glycine soja, 1516 nucleotides long. Its product is annotated as iron-sulfur protein NUBPL-like. Bases 55 to 987 code for a protein of 310 amino acids. Gene Ontology annotation, molecular function: 4 iron, 4 sulfur cluster binding; ATP-dependent FeS chaperone activity; ATP binding. Gene Ontology annotation, biological process: mitochondrial respiratory chain complex I assembly; iron-sulfur cluster assembly. The transcript is spliced from 8 exons. The record is from RefSeq and is a predicted model, not a curated record. NCBI's taxonomy places the organism in Eukaryota, Viridiplantae, Streptophyta, Magnoliopsida, Fabales, Fabaceae. Gene Ontology annotation, cellular component: mitochondrion.